AGCGCAAGACGCCAAGAUGAGCAACACAGAAACAGACAACACUUUCCUCCUCAAAGACGUUCCUCAGGAGAUAUCCUCUGAGGUGCGUCAGUACCUGGAGCCUUUUUGUCUUUCUGUGGAGAAGCUGCAAGAUGUUUCUAAUCGGCUACUGGAAGCUAUGAAACAAGGUCUGGACAAACAGAUGCAUGACAAUGCACCCGUCAAGAUGCUGCCUACCUUCGUUACGGCAACACCAGAUGGGACGGAGCAAGGAGACUUCCUGGCUGUAGAUCUGGGUGGAACAAACUUACGGGUGUUUCACGUCAAAUUAUUGCCGGAGGCCAAUAAUUUGAAAAUAAAGGCCGAGACAGAAGGGCCCAUCUCUCAGGAAAUCAAGGAUGGACCUGGAGAAGAGCUGUUUGACUAUAUCGCAACCUUAAUUAGUGAGAUCCUCAACUCGAAGGACCUGAAAGAAAAGCAUGUUCCACUGGGGUUCACCUUCUCCUUUCCCUGUGAGCAGAAGAGCAUUGACAAGAGCAUCCUGAUCAGGUGGGUUAAAGGCUUCAAAUGCUCAGGGGUGGAGGGAGAGGACGUGGCAAACCUUCUGAAAGAGGCUAUGAAGAAGAAAGAGGACUGUGACAUUGGGCCAGUGACCAUGGUGAACGACGCAGCGGGUAUAAUGAUGAGCUGCAGAUACAUUUACCCCAACUGCGACAUUGGGAUGAUAAUCGGAACGGGAACCAAUGCCUGCUACAUGGAGGAGAUGAAGAACAUAAAGUACAUGGAGGGUGAGGAUGGACAGAUGUGCAUCAACACAGAGUGGGGCGGCUUUGGAGACGACGGCUCCCUCAGUGACAUCCAGACAGAGGCCGAUAAGAAGGUGGACGAGAAUUCCAACAACUCCGGAGUCCACAUCUUUGAGAAGAUGAUCAGUGGGAUGUACCUGGGGGAAAUUGUUGGACGGGUGCUCUUGGCUCUGACGCAGAAGAAGCUGCUGUUUAAGGGAAAGGUGCCGGAGAAGCUGCGUGAUCCAACAAAGUUUAAGUCAAAGUACAUCUCUGACAUUGAGCAUGAGGAAAAAGGUCUGGAAAAUGCCAUGGGUCUCCUGGAUUGUGAUGAGGUUGAUGCCCGCAUAGUGCAAUUUGUCUGUGCCACCAUCUCCUCACGCGCUGCUCAUCUCUGUGCGGCUGCAGUGGCAUCUAUUGUCAAACGUAUUUGUGAAAACCGACAGCUUGAACAACUCAAAACCACCGUAGGGGUUGAUGGAUCGGUGUACAAAUUCCAUCCCAAAAUAAGCGGAAAGAUCAAGAAAAUGGUGGAGCGCCUCGCCCCUAAAUGCAAAAUCGACUUUAAAGAAGUGGAGGACGGAAGUGGAAAAGGUGCUGCCAUUGUUUCGGCUGUUGUUCAGAGGCUGGCUCUCAAGUCAGGCAACUAGAGGACACCAGCAGCGAUGACGAAGAGGAGGAGGAGCAGAACGGGGAAGAUAAAUGACAAAGGGCUGUUUAAGAUGUUUUUAAGACAAACAUAUAUGAAUUUUUUUUAAAACCCUGCUAUAUUUUUUUGUCUAUUUUUAAAAUGUUAUGUAAAGAUAACUGAUCGGCUGUGUUAAACACUCCCUAAAUAAAAUGCCAACUUGUUUUUGCUUUAGAACAAAUGUUUUUUAGAACAAAUUAUCUAAUAAUGUUUCUGGAAGACGUUGAUUUGUACUGGAAGAUGUUAAGCAGCUUUAAUGUAUUAAAGUUGUUGCUGAGUUUUA
This is a messenger RNA of Fundulus heteroclitus (mummichog), 1735 nucleotides long. RefSeq names its product hexokinase-2. The coding region runs from base 17 to 1414 and encodes 465 amino acids. NCBI's taxonomy places the organism in Eukaryota, Metazoa, Chordata, Actinopteri, Cyprinodontiformes, Fundulidae. Gene Ontology annotation, molecular function: mannokinase activity; ATP binding; fructokinase activity. Gene Ontology annotation, cellular component: cytosol; mitochondrion. The record is from RefSeq and is a predicted model, not a curated record. The transcript has 11 exons. Gene Ontology annotation, biological process: intracellular glucose homeostasis; glucose 6-phosphate metabolic process; glycolytic process.